Phycodurus eques (leafy seadragon) is the source of this 1938-nucleotide messenger RNA. RefSeq names its product G-protein coupled receptor 61-like. Gene Ontology annotation, biological process: G protein-coupled receptor signaling pathway. The transcript is spliced from 2 exons. Gene Ontology annotation, cellular component: signaling receptor complex; endosome; plasma membrane. NCBI's taxonomy places the organism in Eukaryota, Metazoa, Chordata, Actinopteri, Syngnathiformes, Syngnathidae. The record is from RefSeq and is a predicted model, not a curated record. Bases 419 to 1810 code for a protein of 463 amino acids. Gene Ontology annotation, molecular function: G protein-coupled receptor activity.
GAAAGGAGAGUGGGCUGCCUGCCUGGUGUCUUUGCUCACAUUCCCAUCAGCAUCCUUUGGACGGAACCACGUCUGUAGUCAACCAGGAUGCAGAAAGCAGAAGAAGGGACGAAGGGGGCUGCGUUCAUCGCAGGUACAUGACGCUACUUGAGUGGGAGAUGCACCACAUUGUCAUCCUUCAAACCCUAAGCAGCAGUGUGAGGAAAUAUUCUUAUUCAGGGGUGCUAGUGAGCGCUGGCAGAAGUGAAGAUUUUGUAAAUGAAAAGGAUUGUUAGAAACCAUCAGACCAGCCUCACGACUGCAGGGCAGCUACCUACCUAAUUCCCAAGCCUCUAUCCUCUGACCGUACUUCCUGGCUGUGAAGGAUGGAUGAUGGGCCAGUGACGGACCCUGCUUGCCCGCCUCGUCCCAACCUCCAAUGGAGUCAGCGUGGAACUCCUCCCACCAGCCUCCGCAGCCCGCGUCCAACAUGUCUACCUCCGCUCUGGCUGAGGGCUGGCCUCCGUCCCAGUGGCUAGCCCUGGCGGCCAUGCUGCUCAUGGAUCUGCUCGCCGUGGUGGGCAACGUGGCCGUCAUGGCGGUGAUCGCCAAGGUCCCGCAGCUCCACAAGUUUGCCUUUGUCUUCCACCUGUGCUUGGUGGACCUGCUGGCGGCCUUGGUGCUGAUGCCCCUCGGCAUGGUCUCCAGUCGAGCCUUUUUCGGGGAGGCCCUGUGCCGGAGUUACCUCUUUCUCAGCGUGUUCCUUGUCAGCGCCGCCAUCCUCUCCAUCUCGGUCAUCAACGUGGAGCGCUAUUAUUAUAUUAUACACCCCAUGCGUUACGAGGUGAAGAUGACCGUCGGCCUGGUAGCUUCAGUGCUAGUGGGGAUAUGGGUCAAAGCCUUGGCCAUGUCCGCUUUGCCGCUGCUCGCCUGGGUCCUGCAAGGCGCGAGGACUCCUCUUCUGGAGGGUAGCGAGGGAGGUGGGGGUAUCCCAUCUCCCCCAGCUCAGGGUCAGAGGCGCUGCUCGCUCCACUGGUCGGGGGGCGGCUCGAACCGUCUGGCGUUCAUGGUCCUCUUCACGCUGCUUUACUUCCUCUGUCCGCUGCUGGUCAUUUUCGUUGUGUACUGCAACAUGUUCAAAGUGGCUCGGGUAGCCGCCAUGCACCACGGGCCUCUACCCACUUGGACAGACACGCCCCGUCGUCAGAGAUCGGAGUCGCUCAGUAGCCGGUCCACGAUGGUUACCAGUUCUGGGACGGGGACUGGGACCGGAAGGGAGACCACGGCGCGGCCAUUUGGAGGAGGGAAGGCGGCAGCGGUGUUGGCGGCUAUAGGCGGCCAAUUUCUGUGUUGCUGGUUGCCCUACUUUGCUUUCCACCUGCAUUCUGCCCUGGCUGCCAGCCCUCCAGCUGCACUGGCGUCUCUGGAGGAGGCAGUCACCUGGAUUGGCUACUUCUGCUUCACCUCCAACCCCUUCUUCUACGGCUGUCUCAACAGACAGAUCCGGGAGGAGCUGGGCAAACAUCUGCCGUGCCUGUUUCGCCGAGCGGGGCUCGAGGUGGAGGACGGGCUGCCCAGCCGCGAAGGCUCCAUAGAGGAAAAUUUCCUCCAGUUUCUUCAGGGCACCGGCUGCAACUUGGAACCUCAGAACGCGCACAACACCUCCAGUCCGAAGGGGGAAGCCUGCCGCCCCCUGGCUCAGUCCCAAGCAUCUGAGCCAGUACAUCCACUACCUGUUGAUUUUCGUAUACCCGGACAAAUUGCAGAGGAGACCUUUGAAUUUAUCGAGACAGAUCAGGUGAAAAACAACCACAUAGAAAUAGACACUUAAGUCUUUUUUAAAAAAAUGAUUUAAAAUGAAGUGUUCAGGGGUAAUUGUAUUGAAGACAUUAUGAAAGUUGUUCGUAACAUGCCAUAACUUUAUUGUUAAAUGAGCGCAAAUAGGAGACGCAUAUAAUA